Molecule: messenger RNA, 243 nt
Organism: Morchella importuna
Lineage: Eukaryota; Fungi; Ascomycota; Pezizomycetes; Pezizales; Morchellaceae
Exons: 1
Coding region: 1-243 (80 amino acids)
Source: RefSeq, a predicted model, not a curated record
AUGUGCAUCUACAUGACCAUCACCUACGGCUGCGGGCACACAGAGCGCAUCCGCAAGUCCACCCACAAGAGCUGCGAGGUCGAACCCCAUGAGUACAUUGAUUCACCCAACAUGAAAGACCCCAGCAGCCACUGUACAUCGUGCCUUGCGAAAAGCGUGGGACCUAUCAAGAAGUUGUCUAUCAAGAUCAAGGGCAAGUUGGAGGAGAUCAAGGAGCGGAGGACCGAGAGCAACAAAGAUUGA